AUGGAUCCGAGCGGUUUGAGAGAUCUUGGCGCUGUUGGUGACAUCGAGAGCGGCAUUGCCGCCGGCCAUGAGCUGGUGGCUGUCGGCGACGGCGAGGCGGCCUCCGCCGACGCGUCCUUUGCCUGUCCUGAAGAAAGCGUUGCUCUCGCGGCAAAGAAGGUAGAGCCAAAGAAGGUCUUCCAGAAGCCCCCGAAGCCGCCACGCCCCCCCAUGAAGCCGUACUUGGAUGCGGCCGACCGGAGACUGAUCCGGGAGAUGUCUGAGCUCGCCAUGCUGAAGCGGACGAGGACAGAGCGGCUGAAGAGCUCGAGGAAGAUGAAGAACUCUAGGCCUUCGUCUUCGAACAACAGCAGCCUCUGCGCCCUAUUCGUUACCCUCCUCUUCUGCCUGGUUAUAGUCUGGGAAGGUACAUAA
This is a messenger RNA of Spirodela intermedia, 414 nucleotides long. Lineage: Eukaryota; Viridiplantae; Streptophyta; Magnoliopsida; Alismatales; Araceae. The record is from the annotation of a GenBank genome assembly.